AUGUUGGGUGUUUUGGAUACUUUUAGUCCAGUUUCAACUGGGAUUUUUGUUGGAAAUAGCUCGGCUGCUAAAAAUAUCAAUCUUUUGAAAGAAAAUAAAAUCACACACAUUCUUACAUGUUGCAAAGAAAUUGACCCCAUAUAUCCAAACGACUUUAUAUACAAAAAGCUUGAUAUAACUGAUACUAUUGACUCAGAAAUCUCAGUCUAUUUCGAAGAAGCAAUUGAAUUUAUUGAUUCCGCAAUUGAUAACAAAGGAAGCAUAUUGGUGCAUUGCAUAAUGGGACAGUCAAGAAGCACCACUAUUGUUAUAGCAUAUUUGAUGAAAAAGAAAGGAAUUUCUGCUAAAAAAGCGUUAGCAUUUUUGAAACAAAAGCACAGAGAUACUAUGCCAAAUGCAGGAUUUAUUAAUCAAUUGAGCAAAUAUGAGAGGAAGUUGAGGGAAAUUAGAGGCCAGAGUAAAAUUAGCGCAUUUUGCUCAAAUUGUGAAAUUUAUUAA
Molecule: messenger RNA, 498 nt
Organism: Blepharisma stoltei
Lineage: Eukaryota; Ciliophora; Heterotrichea; Heterotrichida; Blepharismidae
Source: the annotation of a GenBank genome assembly